Messenger RNA from Hypoxylon trugodes, 3204 nucleotides. RefSeq lists its product as uncharacterized. The coding region runs from base 129 to 3002 and encodes 957 amino acids. Lineage: Eukaryota; Fungi; Ascomycota; Sordariomycetes; Xylariales; Hypoxylaceae. The record is from RefSeq and is a predicted model, not a curated record. Gene Ontology annotation, molecular function: protein binding. The transcript has a single exon.
AGGACUGUGACGCGGAAUUUAGUCGCUUCCAGCAUUACCCGCAAACUUUCUACAUCAACAGAUCUGAACAACACUUCCACGUUCCAAAUCCACUCCCGGACGGUUUUCAAGCAUGUCCCAUCUGUGAGAUGGUCAUGUCUGUUCUGAACUUUGAGAAACACGUUUCAAUUCAUGAAUUAUGUGUAUGUUCUGUUUGCGACAAGCUAAUUAGUACACGGCAGCGCCGUGACCAUUAUAAUCAACACGACUACGAGGUAUGCAGUUUCUGUAUUGAACCACUGGAGCGCAGCGCCCUAAAGAAUCACGUUUUGGCCUUCCAUUGUUGUCCAAUUUGCGAAAACGAAUACGCGAAAGUCCUUCCUCAUUUAGCGCAAGCCCACGAAUGGCAAUUCUGCGAUUAUUGCAACGAGGCGACCAUACACGAACAUGUCCGCGAUGCCAAUUACCACUCAUCCGUCUCUUGUCCCUUAUGUUCUCGUACCAUAGAUUUCGAAUCGAUCGAACCACAUCUUGCGACCCAUAACUGGCAAGCAUGCAGAGAAUGCAAUUCAAACGAAGAUGAUUUUCUAGAACAUGUUGGGAAAUAUCAUCCUGCAAAACCAUGUCCCAUAUGUGGUCGUCUGAUGAUAGAAACAGGAAGGGUACUCCAUCUUUAUGUUGAGCACGAACUUCAAAGAUGCCCGAGUUGUCCGAUUGAGGGGAUUGACGAUGAUCAUGUUCAAAAUGAUCACCAAUGGAAGGAGUGCCAGAUAUGCUUCCAACAGCUACAAGAGGAGCGACUUUCCGACCACUUGUACUCUAUUCAUUCUUGGUCGAAGUGUAAUAUCUGCGGUCUGCCAGCUGCGGAUGCGGAAGAACAUAACCAUCGAUUAAGGCAAUGUCCUGAAUGUUCCCUGGAUAUUGCCGAAGAACAAUUUUUUGCACAUUUGAGUACACAGCACAGACACAAACAAUGCCCAUUUUGCGAAGAUACAGGGACCAUUGAGGAACUCAGACAUCAUAUACAGGAAUUCCAUAACCAGACGGAAAAAUGUGCAGUUUGCGGCAUAUAUGAAACCACGACAGGCCUGUCGCAUCAUCUUCUUACGGAACAUUUGUGGCAACGCUGCGAAUUCUGUGGCGAAAUCCAUUCCGAACUGGCCGUUGGAGAGCACAUACAACAACAUGAUCCUCAGCAGUGUCCGGAUUGUCAUUUACUGCAACCCGCGUCGUCUAUGAAUUCUCAUCGAAUCACCGCCCAUUCGUAUGAGACAUGCCCGUUUUGUCAUGUUCUAUCCCAAGAGGUUCAGGACCACAUCUUUACCUAUCACAGACUACCAGAUGUACCUAUAGCUUCUGAUGACCCUGAGAGAGGAAAUGAAUAUCGUGCGAAAACCCUUGAGUCACGCCUAUUAGAACGCUUGCAAUCUCUUGUGGAUCGUAUACAAUCCAUACAACAAACUAAUUAUCCUCCCGGACUUCAAGAGAUUUUUCACGAAAGCCAAGAGAUCCUCGACCAGAGUCAAGGUGUCAUCACUAGGCUCCAGCACAGCGCUAGCAACGAACCAAUAGUCGUUGAGACAGAAGAUCUACCCAUAUCUCAAUCGCCAGCAAGAACAGUAAACAGAACAGUAGAUUUGGCACCGCCGGGUGAAGAAUCUAGCCAAAGGCGAGCACGCAGCACAAGGCGGGGAAUAAUGGAGGAACCACAAGAUUUGCAACCUACGGCCAACAGUAAAAAGAGAAGAGCCACCACCACCAACCUGAGGAGCAAGCGACCGAAAAAGUCCAACCCAAGCCCAGACAUCUUCUCAAUGCAAAGUCUCCUCAAAGCUUUGGAGGACAAGGAAAUACUUCUUGCUUUCUUUCAAGUGGUCCGAACUAUGAAAGCUGGUCUGUCAUGGAAGGAAUAUUCUCAAAUACAGAAUGAGAACCGACUUCAUAGAGUAUCGCGUUUUGGUGCUCUUAGCGAUACGUUCGAGCACAAAUCUCAUGUUACCCGACUCUUGAAGGAGCUUGGCCUUGUUCUGAUGGCAGGAGAGUUGGACUCGACGAAGGACCAGAACGCACGAUUAAGAGCUGAUCCUGACGAGAUUCAAAAGAUCCUAAGCUUCCAAGGACGGAACUGUAACCCAAAGAAUCGACAACGACUUAACGAUCAAAUUCGACGUGGUCGAAAACUACGAGAUAUCUGCGAACCGUAUCCCGGGUUGCUUUGUUUCAUUUGUCUUGAUAAUCGGUUCGAAAAAUAUAUUUCCCAAUCCACCGCUCAAAUGCAGCCACUGCUUCCAGCUUUCCACGAGCAGCUUUCAAAACAUAAACCUCAAUUAGAAGGUGCAGGUCAAUUUCUGACAUCCAUUCAGAAUGGUGAUUUCAAAGAGUAUGUAUUUGAGAAUUGGAGGGAAGAUGAGCUCCAGGAAGUGACAGACCUAGGCAUCCUCCAAAAUUUACUACGACCAUUUCGAGUAGUAGAGGAAAACAUUCAUUUGCCAAGUCAGUCACUACCGCGGAAAGCCUCAAUACGUCGGCCCGACUCAAUCCCUAGUAUAGAACGACAAUGCGAUUUAUGCGACCAUUGCACCGUUGAACGCCUAUGUCAUUGCAUUUCUACAUGCUUUGCUUCAGAACCUGAGAUUGCGGAUUGCGGAGCUCUUGGGCGUGGUCUCAAGGCUGUGGGACCAGACACCGUCUACCCAAAAGAUACGAGAAUUGGGCAAAUUACGGGAAGAUUUGAAUUGCCUGGUAGAUAUCAGGAUGGGUGGGCUUUAGAAAUCACAAUCCCAUACACUAUGAAGGCUAUACAUCUGUACACGCGCGAAGAGGGCAACCUAUUCAGGUUAAUCAACCAUUCUUGCCGACCGUCUGCGGACCUUGUACUAGAGAAAAUAUCUGGUAAAUGGAGGGCAAUCGUAAAAGCUAAGAGGGAUAUAUUUUGCGAUGAAGCCAUCACGAUAGAUUGGGGACUUCAGUCGCUCCCGGCAAAUACGUUAUGCUUAUGUGAGUCAUGUAGUUACGUACUAUAACGGGGAAACUAUAUAGAAUUUGAAAACCUGGAAAAGGUUGUCGACUCGCCCCCACUCCCCCUCUCCUUCUCUUGACAAUUCCUACGGGCGAUUUUUCAGGUCUAUGAAGAUUAAGUAUGGAUAAUCAACCUUACGCGGACACCCCUUUAGGCCUUUGGUUCAUGACCCCAUCAAUCAAUCACAAUGUGAUAAACUCCACUGA